AUGGCACCUCGUUCGCAAUGGAGAUGUCUCGUCCUCAUGGCACUUCUGGCUUCGGCGCAGGCUGCCGGUGGGUUGGAUGAUUUCUCAAACAAUCUCUUCUCCGAUCUUGCUCCUCUACUAGCGCUUUUCGGUGAGCGCGUGACGAUGCAGUUCAUGAGCCAGUCUCUCGGAUGGGCAGAUUGCAUCGCGCUGGCGAUGGCCCCCUUGGGCGUCAUCACCAUCAUCGUGAGCGCGAUCCGCGUGGGAGGGCCUAUGCGUCUCAAGGCCAUCAUCGGCCGCGCGAAGGAGAACACUUCGGUCGCCGAGAUGGAACUCAUGUCUUCGACUUCACGCGAAGUGUGCGAGAUGUACAACGGGGAGAGCAUCGUGCGAUGCCAGGGAUCGGCCCCAGUAUGGGAGUACAUCUGUCUUGUUCCUCAGUCUACAAAGGCGGCAGACUCGGAGGGCGCCAACAGCACAGAGUCGAUGCCCAAGUUCGUAUUCAAAACACUGAAGCAAGCAGUGGCGGCUGGACUCCUUUCACCAGAGCGUCAGGCUCAAGGGUCCGACGACAACGAAAACCACAGAACCAGUGGAGAAGUUCCUACCGAAUCUCCCGAGGCGCCGGUUGCGUCUGUUCAGAACGAGGAAAUACCUCCAGUCGCAAGGUCAACUGCGUUUCAACGGAACCUGAGUCGAAUUCGUCCCUGGUUCCGUCGAGGCAAAGGCCCAUUGUCAAGAUCACCCGAGGUCUCCCUGGAAAUGGGAAGUAUUCAUCAACAAACCAAUGCCCCGCACCCAAACAAUGAUAGCGUCCAACGUCUGUCGGGACCUCGUGCAGAAGAGGACGAGGUUUUCCAAGAGACAUCUCAUGAGGGGCCUGAGGAGUCGCCUGGUGCUGAUUUCGAAGAGGAAUCUCAUCGGGAUUCUCGAAGCUCGUCUUAUUUUCACUCUGAAGAGGAUUCUGACGGAGACUCUGACGAGGCGUCUCAACAGAAUCCUGACGAAGCAUUCCACCAAAACCCCAAUUCCAUAAUCGUCGUCCGCAAUACAGGUCUCGAAGCACCCAACAUAUCUUUGAACCUGUCCAUGAGUCACAGCCGUACAUCCAUUCGGUGGGUCGCAACCAUGGGAGUUCUGCUUCAGUUGUGUGUUGUGACUUUCUUCGGAGUCAUCACCUUUGGGCCCUCAUACAUACGAGACGAUUUCGAAAAGGACGAUAAGGCUGCACUCACCCACGCUUUCCCGCUUGCCGCCGGCGGAACUAUGCUACUGGUCACAGGACUACUGUUGUGUGCUCAUGUGGUGGAGAGUAGCACAAAUGAGCAGCGGUACAAACCCAGUUCGGAUUAUCGAAUCCAGAUCUACUGGCUACAGCAAGGACAAACCGUCAAUGAUCAAAUCUUUGAGUCGUUUGCUACCUUUCCGUCUUCACCUCGUACUUCGAUUAUUACCUCACGCCGUGGAAAGGACUUUGAGAAGGAGAAAGACAUCAAAACGCUUCAAUUCAAAACAACCAUCGGUGUUUUUAUCAGUCUUGCCGGGUUCAUAACUCAGUUCGUUGGCCUCAGGGCAAUGAACGCAGCAGCAUCAUUGGCACAGCUUGGUGCUGUCGGCAUUAUGACUGUGGCUAGGGCAAUGGUCCGACCUGGGUUCGCAAGCUCUUUCGAGAAGGUGAAAAUCCUCCCGGGAUACGAGAUUGACUGGUUGGCUUGGAAACUUAUCAAGGAGCUAUGCUCUCAGAAAACUCACGACACCUCCGAAACUCAGAACGAAACCACUAAUCCUCGGCCUCUGGAUCUUGGCCAACCAGAAAACAACGAGUUCGGGUCAUCGUCAAAGUCCAGCAAAUACACGCAGACGGAGUUCCGCCAUAGUCCUGGAUCUUGGGGCAUCGUUACUGGCAAGAACUCCGAGUACCAUCCUUUCAAGCCAUCCAAAGAUCUUCCUGGGCCAAUGAGACAGUCUUCAACGCUGGCUGAUGUCCGACGAGAACUGUCCAAACUCGCCAACUUUCGGACAGAUUCAUCCAAUGUGGCUUUGAAUCUUGCAAUAGCCAUGGAGAAAAUCUUGACAGUCUUCUUCCCCGGAGGUACUGGUACGACAAAUUGCGACUCGUUUCUGUGGGACGUAAAAACCUUUUACGAAGGUAUAACGCCAAAUGUAGAGUCCAAUGAAACUAUGAGAUUUCAACUCAAGAUGGUGUAUAAUACUGAGUUGUCAUCGUGGAAAGUCAUGGCGGAUGAUCUGGACGCGGUGUUGUCCCUUUGGAUCUACACUAUCAAUGAAAGGAACAUAAAACACGAGACCACCCAGGUCGCCGAGGAUUUCGAGCACCUCAAUUCCGAAAAUGACAGUUGGCUGCGAAACAAGACACACCCCGCCAGCUUGAGGAUUCUGCGCUCUGUGGACGACAAGAUGAGAAUGAAACUAUUUCGAGAUUUGCGAGCCUGGGCCCCAAAAGCUUGUCGGUCGAUGUUUUACGCGACGGAAGACAUACCUUCAACCACCGGUAUUUUUCAAAAGAACCAUUUCGCAAAAGCAUUCAACCAAAGCAGGGUGGUCGGGUUUAACCCUCUAUCACAGACGACCUCCGAAAGCCAAUUGGCCGAGCGACAGUUUCAAAUUGACAUAAGUUCUUUAGCCGAUGCUUGGUAUUCACCUCGGGCUCAGAGCGGGCACUGGGUUAUCGAGACGCAAGAGACUCUCGAUGUUCUUUACGCCAAGGAUCUUCUCUUUCACUUUCUUUCCUCCGCGGCAAAAACACUUCAAACCCCACUGAGGGGUCGAACCGUGAUCACCACCCCCCUGAAAGACAUUACAUGGCGGAAAGUGUUCCUUCACUACCAGGCUGCUGGCGCUUCCAAGAACGAAUGCCUUGAUGAAAUUAUAGAAUCUAUCAUCAGUCUUGGACUGGGUCUCGAACACGAAGUUACUUUGGGUGUCGUCCUGACGCUCAGUUUUGAGGACAAGCUACCAGUACAAUACUCGAUCUUCGAAUCGUUGCGCGAUCAGAAAAUUGAAGCCCGGAAGGAGCGGAACUGGGGGCGACCGCACAUGGCAGUUUAUCAUCUUCGAGGUCGUCACCACGAAAGGCCGCAAAGCCUCUUUUCUCAACAUUUGUUUGCGUUUCUUAUAGACCAUGCUGAAGACAUAGAAGUUGAGUACUCUUCAACGUGCGUUGAGGGUCGAGACGACCGCACUCUCCAUCUUCAUCAGACGGUUUUGUUAGAGUAUUUGCGAGCCUUGAGACAUCGCGGAUUAUUUGACCAGCUGAAGAGACUUUAUGAGUUUCAAAGACGGAACAUGAGAUUUCUCAAAGAUCUCGAAACCCAGAUAUUCAACACAUCGUUCGGUGCAGCCGUUGAAUCUUCUGUCAUUAACAAGCGAUUGCCUAGUUCCAGUCGAACGGAAUCUUCGGAGUCAUUGGAUCACGCCUUCUCUCACAGCAGUUUCACGCCUCUGCAUCGAGAAGCGAUGAAACCAGAUGGGAAACCAGAGCUAUACAGGAAUUUCAUCCAUUGGAUAAAUCAGCCGGACACUUUUGGUUUGAUGCCUCUCUAUCAUGCUCUCAGAACAGGAAACCAUGACAUGGUUAAAUACCUCGUCAGGCAUGGUGCGGAUGUUGAGGCAAAGAACUUCCGAGGAUAUACAGCACUUCAUUUUGCUUGUGGUUUCGGGGAUGAGUAUAGCGUUGCGUUGAUUCGGAGGGCUGGCGCAAAGUUUGACGUCCAGGGUUCUGACGGAGCGUUCCCAUUGCAUGUUGCUGCAGCAGAAGGCAACCACAAAUAUCUUGCUUUUCUCAACCAUGGCAAACUAGGGAACUGGGGUAAUUCAUUCGAUUUAUGGAAGGCAAAAGACUUCCAUGGUCGACUACCUGUGCACUGGGCUGUCAUGGCAGGAAACACUCAACUUUUCAGCAGGGACAACGCUAACACACCCCUGACUCGAUAUGUCAAUGAAGCAGACAACUACGGCUGGACAGCUUUACACCUAGCUGUUAUACACAGCAAAAACGACAUCGUCAGAGAGCUCUGUUCCGAGAACUGGCACGAAGCAUUCUGUGUAGACAAAGAGAAGACAGAUGCAAAGGGGCUCACAGCCUUCCAGUUGGCUGGGGUAAAAGGGAACUCAGAGGCAGCUGACAUACUUCGAGAUGCAGGCGCUAGAACUGAGUUCUAG
Colletotrichum destructivum is the source of this 4161-nucleotide messenger RNA. Its product is annotated as Putative ankyrin repeat-containing domain superfamily. NCBI's taxonomy places the organism in Eukaryota, Fungi, Ascomycota, Sordariomycetes, Glomerellales, Glomerellaceae. Gene Ontology annotation, cellular component: cytoplasm; nucleus. The record is from RefSeq and is a predicted model, not a curated record. The transcript has 4 exons. Gene Ontology annotation, molecular function: protein binding. The coding region runs from base 1 to 4161 and encodes 1386 amino acids.